Melitaea cinxia (Glanville fritillary) is the source of this 2912-nucleotide messenger RNA. RefSeq names its product beta-glucuronidase. The record is from RefSeq and is a predicted model, not a curated record. Gene Ontology annotation, biological process: glucuronoside catabolic process; carbohydrate metabolic process. The transcript is spliced from 12 exons. Lineage: Eukaryota; Metazoa; Arthropoda; Insecta; Lepidoptera; Nymphalidae. Gene Ontology annotation, molecular function: beta-glucuronidase activity; carbohydrate binding. Bases 1 to 1992 code for a protein of 663 amino acids.
AUGAGGAGUCAAUCAAGUUUAAUAGUCAUAUCCAUUAUCAUAUCAACCAUCAAUGCGACCGUUCCGGGAACAGCGAGCGCGAACGAUAUCGACCAAUUGCAAAAGACAAAAUCCGAAUAUAAUGGAGCCGCGUUGUACCCGAAAGCGACAGAGACUAGAGAUUUGAAAAAUUUAGAUGGAAUUUGGAACUUUAGAAGAUCACCAACAGACCCUGAAUACGGAUACCGUAAUGGCUGGUAUGAACAGGAUUUGGUUAAGACGGGACCAGUAAUACAUAUGCCCGUGCCGGCAUCGUACAACGACAUUGGCGAAGAUGCAUCGCUAAGAGACCACGUUGGUCUGGUGUGGUAUGACAGGCGUUUCCAUGUCCCACCGUGGUGGAUUAAAGAAGAACAACGCGUUUGGCUCCGAUUCUCAAGUGUUCACUACGCUGCUCAAGUGUGGAUCAACGGAAAAGCGGUGACUUACCACGAAAUCGGUCACUUACCCUUCGAGGUCGAAAUCACCCAGUUCGUAAACUACACCAGCAGCAACCUCCUCACGGUUGUGGUGGACAACACGUUGCUCAGCGACACGGUGCCACAGGGCAACAUCAGAGAUAUUAUUGUCGAUAAUACGAAAGUACGUCAAGAACAAUCGUACACAUUCGACUUCUUCAACUAUGCGGGCAUCCAUCGCUCCGUGUUCCUGUACACCACACCGCAGACUUACAUCGACGAUGUUAUCGUGAACACGGAUAUACAAGGAUUGACUGGUUUCAUUGUCUACAAUGUGACAUACAAAAACUUGAUCUACAAUACACAAUGUCUAAUUCAAUUGUUCGACAAGGAUGGCUCUCAAGUAGCCGGAGCUAGCGACUGCGCUGGCCUCUUGGAAAUCGGAAACGCUAACUUUUGGUGGCCUUACCUCAUGCACCCAGAGCCUGGAUACUUAUAUACUUUAAAGGCGUCAAUAGUAGGUCCCUUAGGAGAGUUAAUAGACACAUACAGUUUAAAAGUAGGAAUAAGGACGGUGACAUGGAGCAACACAACGAUCUAUAUCAACGAAAAACCAAUAUAUUUAAGAGGAUUUGGUAUGCAUGAGGAUUCAAACCUACGCGGUAAAGGCUGGGAUCCAGUUUUGUGGGUUAAAAACUUUAACCUCAUUAAAUGGGUCGGAGCGAACGCAUUCCGCACUUCCCACUAUCCGUACGCCGAAGAAAUCUACCAGCUGGCGGACGAACACGGCAUCAUGAUAAUAGACGAAUGUCCUGGCGUCGAUACUGACUUGUUCUCGGACUCCUUGCUGGCGAAACACAAACAGUCUUUAACGGAACUCAUCCGUCGUGACAAGAACCACCCCAGCGUCAUCAUGUGGUCCAUCUCCAACGAACCAAGAUCCAGUAACGUCAAGGCUGAUGCUUAUUUUGCGAAAGUGGUGAAACACGUGAAAUCCAUGGAUCUGUCGAGACCGGUGACUAUUGCAAUCUCACAACGCUAUGUAACUGAUAAAUCGGGUCAACAUCUGGACGUCAUCUGUUUCAACCGCUACAACGGCUGGUACGCGAACACGGGCUCACUGCUCGACAUCGCGACGUACGUCAUAGACGAGGCCACUUCCUGGUUCCGGAAACACAACAAACCAAUCAUCAUGACCGAGUACGGAGCCGAUACCAUUGCUGGGUUGCAUUUGAUACCAGAAUACGUAUGGUCGGAAGAAUACCAAGUGGCAAUAUUGUCGGAACAUUUCAAAGCAUUCGAUAGACUACGACAAGCCGGAUUCUUUGCCGGCGAGUUUAUUUGGAACUUUGCCGACUUUAAGACUGCACAAACUAUAACACGCGUGGGGGGAAACAAGAAGGGUAUAUUCACGCGCGAGCGUCAGCCGAAGGCGGCCGCGCAUCACCUACGCGACCGCUACCUCGCGCUGGCGGCCGCUGACACCGGGGCCGCGCCUCCACCGCCCGCUUACUAUGUCAGCGACCACACGCCCGCCCGGCAUGAGGAGCUCUAGUGUGGUGUGUAGUGGGUGACGCACACCCAGACAGGCAUCCAGGCAUCUGUGUGUGCAGUGGGAGAAGACGAGACGUGCUGCCAAAUAAAAAAUACUUAAAAUGUAAUCGAACUUGUCAGUUUCGAGAACUUUAGAUAGUUUUAUAAGUUACAACAUGAAAAAAAUAAAAUCUACUUGCCUUUUACACGUAGUGCCAUUACAGUUUUAAAUAAAUGCACAUGCUAUGCAUGUGUACAACAUGUGUUUUUAUUUUAAAUUGUUAUGACUGUGUUUUGCCAUUAUUUUUCAAAUUAAUAUCGUUAGAGAUGAUAUUAGAAUCAUAAUUACUGAUCGAAAUAUUUUAUCUGUUAUAAUUUAACUUAAAUUUACGUUACAAUUGUUUCUAAGAUAUUUUCCAUAUUUAAACCCCUAUCAGUAAACUACUUCUAUCAUUUAUGUCAAUUAAUUAUUAUUCCUUUAAAUCCUUUUCUUGUACAUAUUGUUAUCCGUCCAACAUUCAUGUGGUAUUUUUAUGUUUUGAAAUUAUUCCUCUAUAUUAAUAACAAUUCAUUUGGGUAUAGUUGUAGCAUAGGUACUGACUGUAACAAAGUUGUAGAAACAUUUUCUACAAAAGUAAAACCUCAACUUAAUAAACAGAACCUGGUAUCCAGGAUAAUUCUAGAAAAGUAAAAAUAGGAACCCACCAGCGAUACAUAACUAAAGACCUAUUUGACCUAUAUUGAGUAAUAAGUUUGUUUACGUAUAUGUUUACGCUUGUAAUCAAUUAUUGUAUUAUUUCAGUUAACUUACAUAUUGUUUAAAGCUUUUUAUUCCUAGAAUAGUGUUACCUUAUUAUUUGACAUGUUCCCUUAUGUAAUCUAUUGAAACGGAUAUGUUGUGUUUGUUGAUAUUUAUUGUGUGUAAUUAAAGUACAAACAUUA